Messenger RNA from Beauveria bassiana ARSEF 2860, 804 nucleotides. RefSeq lists its product as uncharacterized. The transcript is spliced from 3 exons. The coding region runs from base 1 to 804 and encodes 267 amino acids. The record is from RefSeq and is a predicted model, not a curated record. Lineage: Eukaryota; Fungi; Ascomycota; Sordariomycetes; Hypocreales; Cordycipitaceae.
AUGACCAACUGCACAAACGCGCCUCCUCAGGCGCCCAGCGAACCUGGAGUUGCCGGCGCCGGCAUCCUCCUCUCCUUCAUCAUCACCGCCGGCCUCGCCCUCAUCCUCUCCGCCAGCGUCAUCCUCGCCGAGAUUCGCGGCCGCCCCUCGGCCGUCCGGCGCAAGCUCCUCAACGGCUUCAGCGACUCGCAAAUCGUCCAGGGCAUCGGCGUGCAGUCCGUCGCCCUCGCCAAGAUGGGCUCCCUCGUGCCCUACCACUUCUUCCUCGUCUGGAUGCUGUCCCUGCUCUCCAUGGCCACCCACAACGCCACGCUCCUCGCCCUCGUCGGCGACUACCGCCGCGACUGGGUCCUGCGCUGGCUGCGCCAGCUCCUCAUGUUUGUCAACCUCGCCCUCUCCUCCGUCUCGGGCGUCUUUGUCCUGCAGGUCGUCUCCCGCGGCAUCCGGCAGCAGCGCUGGUACAAGACGGUGCAGGUCGCUGGACUGCUCGUCAUGGCGGCCGUGGCGGUUGGCGCGACGGUCCGCGUCGUGUUGCUGUCGUCGGCGUUUGGCAAGCCCUCGGUGACGCUCGCAGACGAAGACGAGAAGAGCUGGAGCUUUGGCCAGCUGCUGUCGAUGCUGCUGCUCGUCUUGCCGCUCAUAUCGGCGGUGGAGAUUUACAGAGGCGACGUGCAGAUGGCGCCGCCGCCGGCCGAGGACGCCGACCGGCUGCUGUAUGACGGCGGCGAGCUGCAGUCACGUCCGGGGAAUAGGUUCCAGCCAAACCCGUUCUUUGGCUCCAAGACAAACUCUUUCAAGAAGUGA